Colletotrichum higginsianum IMI 349063 is the source of this 696-nucleotide messenger RNA. RefSeq lists its product as uncharacterized. The record is from RefSeq and is a predicted model, not a curated record. Bases 1 to 696 code for a protein of 231 amino acids. The transcript has 3 exons. NCBI's taxonomy places the organism in Eukaryota, Fungi, Ascomycota, Sordariomycetes, Glomerellales, Glomerellaceae.
AUGCGCUCGCUCACCUCCGUCGGGGGUGUUGGAGGCGGCAGCGACAGCGGCACCAGCAGCUGUAGCAACAUUAGCAGAAACAACAAUGCUUCGACUUCGUCACCAAGACAUGAUCUAACGUCGAAACCACCGCCGCAUAUUCGCAGCAGCGCCAGCAGCAGAACACACCCCCAGCAGACCAAGCCGCACCACCCAAAACAUCUACUCCAGCAGAAACAACAACCCAAGCAGCACCAACCCAAGCGGCAGCAGCAGCAGCAGCAGCAUCCGCCCGACUCGGAGAAACAUCAGGCCAUCCAUCUCGCCCGCCACCCGCAACAACCCCGUCGCGUCUGCUCACCGGGCGCAGGCCACAUCGACAUUGACAUCAAUAUCGCAGCGCUCAUCAGCACCCUCUCCGACUCCAAGAGCAACAGCAGCAGCGGCAGCAACAGCAUCUUCUUCUUCUUCGUCGCCCACGCCCUUCGCCAGUCGCAAUGGCCCACCAACGAUAACCGGGCCCGGACGCAUCACAGCUGCCACCACCAAAACAACCACAACCACAGACACCUCCUCCUCCAACUCCCACCCAAACACAACAACAUCGUCACCUUCACCUCCCGCGGCCUCGACACCGACAUCAACGUCUACACCACCGCCGCAGCCCCCAAUCUCCUCCGCUGCCUCGACACGUCGGCAGCCCGCCCUGUCCUCUAG